This is a messenger RNA of Lytechinus variegatus (green sea urchin), 10469 nucleotides long. Its product is annotated as protein eyes shut homolog. Gene Ontology annotation, biological process: establishment or maintenance of epithelial cell apical/basal polarity; heterophilic cell-cell adhesion. Gene Ontology annotation, cellular component: plasma membrane; protein-containing complex. Gene Ontology annotation, molecular function: calcium ion binding. Lineage: Eukaryota; Metazoa; Echinodermata; Echinoidea; Temnopleuroida; Toxopneustidae. The transcript is spliced from 33 exons. Bases 431 to 9766 code for a protein of 3111 amino acids. The record is from RefSeq and is a predicted model, not a curated record.
UCCAUAACAUUUAAAUUGUAUUGUUGACUGUGGAAAAAAAAAGGGUUUCAACUGUUAGGGAAAAGGGAUUCUGGAUUUCAGAUGAUUCUCUACAAUUUGCUGAAGUAAAGGGUGAAUCUGUGAAUGGAAAAUCCUCAUUUAAAUGGUAAUAUUGUGGAUACAUAUAGUGCUUUCCUAUAGGACCAGUCGGAAAGGACAGAAUGCUAUGAACUUAAAAUGGAUCGAACAAGAUGAAAUUUUGCAUACCUUCUAAGGGAUAUAAAGAUUGAAUGUGAAAAGCCGUUUAUGUGUUCUCUGCAUUUAGUUUCCUGUAUGGAUCCUUUACAUAAAUUCUACUUCACAACAAUGGUUUCCUAACUGUUAUAAGGAGAUUCAAAGUUUGUGUACUUAAAACAAAAUUUGCAUCAAUAUUUCAAAAUUUUGUGAUGAAAUGAAUUUAUCAACAACAAUGCAUUGUAAUAGAACAAGUUCAUUGACACAGGCCACGUUUGGCAAUAUUGGAAUAUGGAACCAUUCAUCGAGAACAUCAAGUAGAUGGUUGUUUCACAACAGUACUUCCUCAAAAACAUUUUAUUCGAGUAAGGAGAUGAAUCAAAGGAAUAACGAAGGUGUAAUUUCCCAGAGGACGUCUUGUCUGUCAUGGAGGAGAAGUUGCGUGCUUAGGUUAUACAACCCAGCUGUCUCAUUAUUUGUACUCUUACUCAUUUCAGGACUUGCAGUCAGUACCACCGCAGCGGAGAAAUAUAUCGACAUCGAUGCCUACAUCAGAUACAACUCUGUCUCCGACGCCAGCCUUAACCAACUUAGGGGUGCUGAGCAGGUGCUAGAGUUCAGCUUCCGGUACUGCCAUGAUCCAGGGAUGCUGAUCUACCAGGAGGGGGGUAACACCGAAGCAGAGAGGGGUCUUUUCUUCGCCCUGGGGGUUAAUAAUCAGAGGCUUUAUCUAGAAUGGAAGGUGGAAGCAGAUUCACUGGUAGAGCUGUAUAUCGGAGAUGGUACAUUAGAACCCAACGUGACAUAUAGCGUGGCCAUCUUCAAUCUUGGAAGUGCAUUCACCGGAACGACCUUUGCCACCAUUAACAACGUUGCUGCCCCGGUCAAUUACUUGACCCCUGAAUCCCAGAGUGCGCUGGACAUGACCCGAAUACUUGGGGUACUGUACAUCGGGGGCUACAGUGAUAUCACUGAAUUGAGGGUGAAUACUGAGAGACUAAAUGGCUACCUGGUGACCUGUAUCGGCUACAUCAAGACCAGUUCCAACCUCCUGGACCUGGACACUGCCUCCAGUCUGGUCGGUAUCAAGGAGGGGUGUCCGGGGGACUUCUGCGCCCCUCCCACCGUCAUCACCCUCCAGACCAGCUCCUCGUACCUUGCUGUGGACCAGGAUCUGUCGCCGGGGACCCACACGGUCCUGACGCUGAGGUUUAGAACAAGGGUCUCUACUGGAAUGAUCUUCUACUUUGGAGGUCCAGCAUACCUGACGUUAUACAUGAAAGAUGGUAGACUAGUCCUGGGUUUGAAUACAAGGGGGACUGGUGAAGGGGCCUUCAACACAACAACGAUUUCUGGUUUUGAUAAUGGAGAGUGGCACUAUGUGAGGAUAAGAAGAGAUGGAGCGAUUGCAUCUCUGGAGGAUGAUGCAGGAACAAAGCUAGCCAGAGUCACUUACUCUGGUUUAGCCCAGACCCUGAAUGCCGGAGAGCUCUUCAUAGGUGGUGUCCGAGAUACUAACACCAUCACCCAACCCUUCCCAGAAACCAAUCUUCCAUCGUUGAGGGCGUGCUUCAAAGAGCUUCGCUUUGUCACCUAUAGCAUCUCCUCGGAACCCCCAGAGUUGAUUGAUUUUGAUACCCAGUUCACAUCAGAAAGGAAUGUCACCCACGGUGGGUGCUACCCCUCCCAGCUGUGUGAGCCGACCUGCCCCGCCCCCUCCCAGACGUGUGACUUUGACUGCAGCUGUGCCCCUGGGUUCCGUCAGGUCUCCAGCGCCCCCCUCUCAUGUGAAAACAUCAAUGACUGUUUACUGGAUCCUUGUCUUAAUGGUGCAACCUGUAUAGAUGGUAUACAGGAUUAUACAUGUCAAUGUACAUUUGAAUUCAAUAAGGGAAAGAACUGUUCCAUCCCAAACUUCUGCAUCCCCGACCAGUGCCAAAAUGGAGCCACCUGCAAUGACAACAUAGAGGGAUUCACCUGCACGUGCCCUGCAGGAUUUGAAGGUCAACUGUGUGAGACUGAAAUUGAUGAGUGUCUGAGUGACCCCUGCCGUAAUGGCGCCAUGUGUGUCGACCUUGUGGCUAGUUUUGACUGCAACUGCCUUCCAGGUUACACUGGAGUUCAAUGUGAGCUUGAGAUAGAUGAAUGUGCCUCUGAUCCUUGCUUUAAUGGAGCGACUUGCAAUGAUUACCUCAACUAUUGGAACUGUACAUGUGCACCAGGAUGGGAAGGGAGACGAUGUGGCAGGAACAUCGAUGAGUGCGCCUCUGAUCCUUGCCUCAAUGAGGCAACAUGUGAGGAUCUGGUCAAUGCGUAUGUCUGUGACUGCGCACCGGGUUGGGAGGGCAUUCACUGUGAGGGAGACAUCAAUGAGUGCUCUUUUGGCUUCUGCCAGAAUGGAGCAACCUGCUCUCAUGGGAUCAACUCUUACACCUGUAUGUGCCCUGAUGGAUGGCAGGGAAAGAACUGUUCAUUAGAGGUGGAUGAAUGUGCCUCCCAACCCUGUCUGAAUGGAGCAACCUGUGAGGAUGCAUUCCUCAGAUAUACCUGCUACUGCGCCGCUGGGUUUACUGGAGUGCACUGUCAAGAGGAUAUUGAUGAAUGUGCCUCUGAUCCUUGCCUGAAUGCUGGAACCUGCAUCGAUGAGGUUAAUGGCUACCGCUGUGAAUGCCUACCUAUCUGGUCAGGGAUCAACUGUGAGGUGGAACGUGAUGAAUGUGAAUCGAAUCCUUGUAGGAAUGGAGCGACUUGCAAUGAUCUGGUUGGCUUUUACACCUGCGACUGCGCUCCUGGUUUUGAAGGUGUGAACUGCGAAGGGAAUGUGGACGAGUGCGCCAGUUCUCCUUGUCGGAAUGGGGCUAUUUGCUUGGAUGGUGCCAACCGCUUCUCCUGCCGAUGUGCACCCGGCUUUAUGGGAGUUCUCUGCGAGGUGGAGAUCAACGAGUGCCUCUCUGGGCCAUGUAUCAAUGGUGCCACAUGCCAGGACCUUGUCAACAUGUUUGCCUGCGAUUGUCCUUUGGGAUAUGCUGGGAUCUUCUGCUCUCAAGACAAAGAUGAAUGUGCCUCACAACCUUGCCUUAAUGGUGCCACCUGUAUUGACUUCUUCAACCGCUACGAGUGCGAGUGUCCUCCAGGGUUCGAAGGAACAUUCUGCGAGACGGACAUAGACGAAUGCGUGAUUAACAACCAAUGCCAAAAUGGUGCAACGUGUGUCGAUGGUAUCAACAGUCAUACCUGUGUUUGUGGACAGGGAUUUGAAGGCACCUUUUGUGAACAAGAUAUCAACGAGUGUCUUUCAUCCCCUUGUGCCUUUGGAGGACAGUGUAAUGACCUUCCUGGAGCAUUCUCCUGUGACUGCCCUCCUAAUUUUACAGGAGUGCAAUGUGAAAUGGAUGUGAAUGAGUGCCUUCUACACAAUGGAGGAUGCCACCCUACACAAACCAAAGUGUGCAACAACACCUUUGGAGGAUUUCAAUGCUUGUGCAGUCCAGGUUUUGAAGGAGAAAUCUGUGACAUUGACAUCGAUGAGUGUGCCAGCAACCCCUGCCUCUUUGGAGGGGCCUGUGUGGAUGGUCCUAACUCCUAUUCCUGCCGGUGUGGAUCAGACUUCAUCGGAAGCCAGUGCCAGGCCCUGGUCAGGCAGUGUAACUUCAAUCCUUGUGGAUUCAAUUCUGUCUGUGUGGAAACUCCCUCAGGGGGUUAUACAUGUUACUGUCAGCCAGGAUACCACGGCACAGACUGCAUGAUGGAGAUCAAUGAAUGUAACUCGGAUCCCUGUAUGAAUGGCGCCCUCUGUACAGAUCAAGUCAACGGCUACAACUGUUCAUGUACUCCAGGUUAUGAGGGUAUAAACUGCCAAAUCGACACCCCAGAAUGUGCCAGCUUUCCUUGCCAGAAUGGGGGCUACUGUACGGAACCCACAGUCAAUGCUUAUGAUUGCCAGUGUAUACCAGGAUUUGAGGGAAUAAACUGCGAGAUCAACAUCGACGAGUGCUCCCUCUUUAAUCCAUGCCAGCAUUACGAGAUCUGUGUGGAUGGGAUCAACAGCUUCCGAUGCCAGUGUCCCAAUGGAUUUGAAGGCCCUAUGUGUGAGUUCACCAUCGAUUCUUGCUUCAGCAAUCCUUGUGUCAAUGGAGCAACCUGUGUGGAUGGUACAUACCGCUACGACUGUGUCUGCCCUUACGGUUACACUGGAAUCAAUUGUCAAAUUGACACCGAUGUGUGCGACCCACAGCCUUGCUUCCAUGGGGGUUCAUGUGUCAGGUUUCCGAGCAAUGGAUUGGACUUCACGUGUCAGUGUAAGGCAGGAUUUACAGGUCCUCGAUGUGAGGGAGACAUUUACGAUUGUCUGUCGGACCCCUGCCAGAAUAAUGGAACAUGCGUAGAGAACACCAACGGGAUAUCAGGGUUCACGUGUGAAUGCCAACCAGGAUAUGUGGGUCAUUUCUGUCAGGAGAUCUUUGUUCCUUGUUCAUCAGACCCCUGUAUGAACGGUGCCACAUGUCAAAAUACAACUAGAGGCUUUGAAUGCAUUUGUCGUACUGGUUGGACCGGCAUGGUGUGUUCAGACGAUGUGAACGAAUGCAUCACAUCCCCUUGUGAGAACACAGGCGUCUGUAACAACAUGAGAGGGUCCUACCAGUGCAUUUGCGGCCCAUACUGGAGUGGGGUCCACUGCCAGAAUGAUGUCUUAGAGUGUUCCAACAUCCCACCCAUCUGCCAGAAUGGAGGCUUAUGCAAGGAGCAGCCAGGGGCGGGCCCGGUUUGCGAGUGCAUAGCAGGCUUCGAGGGUCCUACCUGCGACAUGGAAGUAGAUGAAUGCUCGUCGGGGCCGUGUGUGAAUGGCGCCACCUGUCAUGACUUGGUGGGGAGCUUUUUCUGUGAAUGUGUCCCAGGUUACGAAGGGUCCUUGUGCCAGAUGGACAUUAAUGAAUGUGAGAGCUCUCCUUGUCAGAACAAUGCCACUUGUAUUGACCUUGUCAAUAGUUACGUGUGUACCUGCAUUGAUGGUUUCAAUGGUACAAACUGUGGAUCUGAGUUAGACGAAUGCUCCUCCAGUCCCUGUAGCAAUGGAGGUACUUGUAUCAAUAUGAUCAAUGGAUAUACUUGUGAUUGCGCCCCAGGUUUUCAAGGUAUCCACUGUAUGGUUGAGAUUGAUGAGUGUGCUUCCAACCCUUGUCUGAAUGGAGCAACCUGCAUGGAUCUCAUCAAUGGAUAUAACUGUACUUGCUCAGCUGGCUAUCAAGGGUUGAUCUGUGAUCAGGAGAUUGAUGAGUGCUCAUCAAAUCCUUGCAUGUUUGGAGUUUGCCAGGAUUUCUUGGACUUCUAUAACUGCACAUGUGAGCCUGGAUAUGAAGGAUUGCACUGUGAGCUGGACAUUGAGGAGUGUGCUUCAAAUCCCUGCAGCAAUGGAGCCACUUGCCUGGAACCACAGAUCAACAUUUACCAAUGCAGCUGUGCACCGGGUACCUUAGGUCCCUUCUGUGGUACCGUCAGUCAGGCCAGCUUUACCGGGUCAGGCUACAUCCAGCUACCACCCCUGGCCCAGCUGGCCCUGGAAGGCACCAGUAGUGGUGGUGUCGGAAGGCGCCGCCGUGCUGUGGAUAGGGUCACCAUUGAGUUCAGCUUUGUGACCACUUUAUCAGAGGGUGUUCUCCUCUACAAUGAAGGGUUGCAGUCCAAUGGCUACAUUGACCACCUUGCUCUUGAGCUGUAUCAAGGUUCAUUAGUGGCUUCCAUGAACAUCGGCAGUGAGUCCGUUACCACAACUGCCAGUGGGAAUCUCAACGAUGGCACUCCUCACAAGGCAGUACUAACCCUUGACGGGACAACACUCUCGGUCACAGUCGAUGAGGGUAGUUGCCCAGAGGAACCAUGUUCAGCCAGCAUACAACCGACUGCAGCAGGAGGCCCUCUAGAGUUGAACGAGGCUUUGAACGUUGGUGGCAUUGGACCAGAAGCAUCCCCAUACAUUUUAUCAAAGUUAAAGUCUGUGGAGAGCUUCAUUGGCUGUAUACAGGAUUUUAAGGUAAAUAACCAGCUCCAGAGUUUGUCCCAAGCUGCUCCCACCAACCUUUCACCUAACUCUAAUGCUACCUCUGGACCGACCCCUGGCUGUGUCGUCUCUACCCCUUGCCAGACCUCCCCUUGCCAAAACGGAGGCACUUGCAUUGACUUCUGGUUGUCCUACAAGUGUUCCUGCCCUCUUGGCUUCGAGGGCACCUACUGCGAGAUCCAGACCCUGGCCAGCUUCCAGUCCGAUCAGUUCCUGCACUUUGGAGCGGAUGCUGCAGGUUUGGCUGCCAACGCGGCUGUGGAUACUAUCAAGUUUUCCUUCACAGCAGGUAGCCCCGAUCAAGGCCUCAUCAUGUACAUGCCAUCUGGUCUAACUAUCUCCCAGGCUGGCAAUACCUCAUUAACCAUUCGGUUUUUGAGGCUUGGUGGAGUCUUGUCCAGUGAGAUCCCUGUUCCAGUCAGUAACGGUAGAUGGUAUACAGUAGAACUCAGCAUCGUUGAACAGCUUCAACUUGUGAUAAAAGUGACUGAUGUUGAAUCAGGAGUAAUCCAUCAAGGUACAAUAUUAGCACCGCCCUCUAUUGACCUUGCAAUGCCAGUCCUCUUUGGUAAGCUACAUCCUGGAGGUGUCUUUGUGCCACUGUCCACCAAUCUGCCAACAACUUCAAGUUUCACAGGAUGUAUCCGAGACCUGUAUGUCAAUGGCCGAGGGGUGGAGCUUCAGGAGGCCACACCGUAUGGAUCACGAAGUGACCCCCCUCAAGCUUCCCCAGGGUGCCCGAGGGAGGGGCAUUGCUUCCCCUCCCCCUGCCAGAAUUCAGGGACAUGCCAACCCAGCUGGGAGGGGUACACCUGCGACUGUACGCCAGACUUCUUAGAACCAAACUGCGCUGAAGCCUCAGCUUCUACCUACAAUGGACUAUCAAGCUACACUAGGAUGGUCUUAGACUCUGGAAUCCUAUCCUUUGGGGAUAGUUUCUCCAUAGAGUUCCGCACCAGGGACCAGUCCGGCAUCAUCUUACUGAUGCAGUUCUUUCAUCUCAGCGAUGGUCAGGUAGAUGACAUGGUUAUCCUCCUCGUCGAUGGUGUCCUCCAGCUGCAAACAUACUUUGAAGCAGACCUGAAGACGCUGAUUAUAUCCGACAACGUCACCAAUGCAGAGUGGCAGACUGUGUCAUUCGAUAGACACCAGUCCUACAUAACGGUACACCAUGGGGCGAAGAAUUACACCCUUGUAGGGAACUUCCCGAUUCAUAGUGAGACCAGGAAUCCCAUCAUCGCCAUGCUCUUAGGAGGGACAAACACACCAGGUUCCCCACCAGACAUGUUCUUCCAGGGCUGUAUCCGCAACCCCUCGGUCAAUGGUCAAAGACUUCACUACCUCUCGGACCAGACUAACCCCCAACCAGGCUUGACGGUCAACCGUCUCAGUGUUCAGAAUGGCUGCAACUCACUGUACGUUUGUAAUCCAGAUCCUUGUCCAUCAACGGCGUACUGCAUUGACCUGUGGAAUGACUAUCGGUGUGAUUGCAGAGAUGGAUGGGAAGGAGCCGACUGUGGCACAAGCAUAGACGACUGCAUUGGUAACCAAUGUCAGAGAGGUUCAACUUGUGUUGAUGGUCACAUGAACUAUACUUGUAUCUGUCCAGCUGGCCUGACUGACUCUCGAUGUAAUACUGAGAUCAAUGUUUGUGAAAACAACCCCUGUAAUGCUGAUACUACAGUGAGCUGUACCCUUGUCUUUCCAUUAGACUUCAUGUGCACCUGUCAACCUGGUUUCACGGGAAAGACCUGUCUGACAGAUGAAAGGAUCUGUACACAGAAUCCCUGCUUGAACGGUGGGGUUUGCGCUCAAAAUUAUGAAAACACAGAGUAUAACUGUACAUGUCCAGAUUUCUAUGAAGGAACGGACUGCCAGAUCUUCAACCCUUGUUUCCGUCAUGAAUGUGUUAACGAUGCUGAAUGCAUCAGGAAUGAAUCGUACUACCUGUGUAACUGCCAAGGCGGAUAUUACGGGAAUUUCUGCCAGUUGACUGAUGGUUGUUUUGCAGACCCAUGCCAGAAUGGAGGGACAUGUCUUAGAGAUGGCAAUAGCUACACCUGCCAGUGCAACAGAUACUACAGAGGACGCAACUGCGAAGAGCCUAUCAACCAGUGUGACGUCAAUCCUUGUGCCAAUGGAGGCUCUUGUUUCCACGAUCUGCAGAUGCCGGAGGUGAAUUUCACCUGUGUGUGCCUUGCAGGGUACACGGGUGACCUUUGUCAGUUUGACAUUGCAGAGUGUGAGUCCAACCCUUGCAAGAAUGGAGGGACCUGCAUGGAGAGUUUGACACCAGGACAACAUUUCUUUGUAGGUUACUUCUGCCAGUGUGUACCUGGUUACACUGGAACCCACUGUGGACAGGACAUAGAUGAGUGCAGCAGCUCACCUUGCAUCAAUGAUGGAACUUGCAUUGAUUUGGUCAAUCAGUACCAGUGCCAAUGUCCAAUGCAUUUUGGCGGGACAAAUUGCCAGCUUGAUCAAAGGACGUGUGGGUUAGGUUUAUGCCAGAAUAAUGCGACAUGCACAGACUUUCUGAAUGAUGGCUUUGAGUGCAAUUGUCCGCUGGGUUAUGGGGGAACCCUUUGUGACAUGAUCAUAAAUACGUGCGCCAACAACCCUUGCCUGAAUGGCGGAAGUUGCAGUUUUGUAGGACCAUGUGACUGCACCACAGCACCCAUGGGAUUGACGGAAUGUGGACAGAACGAAAACUGCCUGCGCAACCUGUGCUCACAGGCACAGGACUGCAGCGUAACUGCGGAUGCCUUCAUAUGCGACUGUACAGACACAGGCUACGAGGGUCGUCUUUGCGAAGAGGAUGUCAAUGAGUGCCUGUCGCCGGGAGUCUGUCUUAACGAAGGUCAAUGCAUCAAUGAAAAUGGAACGUUCUCAUGCAACUGCUCUGGGACAGGAUUCAGUGGUGACUUCUGCACUAGAAACAUAAAUGAAUGCGAGUCACAACCCUGUCUCAAUGGUGCAACCUGCAUAGACAAUAGACCAUUCUUUGAAUGCAAGUGUGCUUCUGGAUACGAAGGGCCACUCUGUGGAAUCGAUUCGGAUGAAUGCACCAGUCAGCCAUGCCAGAAUGGCGGGAAGUGUGAAGAUCGAGUGAACGGCUACAGCUGUGACUGUGUUAAUACAGGCUAUGAAGGAUCUCAAUGCAUAGUAGAUGUCAAUGAAUGUGAUAUUGGACAAGCUGAAUGCGAGAACGGAGCUACCUGCAGGAAUAUCGAAGGGUCAUAUGAGUGCAGAUGCUCAGGGCAAUUUACAGGUACACGGUGUGAGACAGCAUUGGCAGCUGUGGCAUCCAACCAGAUCGUAAUCAUUGUCCCGCUCGUCAUCGUGCUGGUCCUUCUGGUCAUUCUCAUCAUUUGUGGAUGGUGGUACCUGAGACAAUCCAGGAAGAUGAAAGGCAAAUACAACCCAGCCAAGGAAGAGUUAGAUGGAGGCAUGCCAUUGGCUGCUUUUGAACUGGAGACGGAUGAGAGGCUUAUAUGAGGGUUUCUGAUUGGUGGGUUGAGGAAGGUGUGGGCCCAGCCAAGGAAGAGUUAGAUGGAGGCAUGCCAUUGGCUGCUUUUGAACUGGAGACUGAUGAGAGGCUUAUAUGAGGGUUUCUGAUUGGUGGAUUGAGGAAGGUGUGUGCCAAGCCAAGGAAGAGUUAGAUGGAGGCAUGCCAUUGGCUGCUCUUAAACUGGAGAUUGAUAAGAGGCUUAUGUGUGAAGGUUUGUGAUUGGUGGAUUUAGGAAGAUAUGGGCCAAGCUAGUUAGGCCAAGGCAAGAAAUAAUUAGAUGGAGGCAUGCCAUUGGCUGCAUUUGCAUUGGAGGUGGAUGAGAGGCUUAUAUAAGGCAUUCUGAUGGGUGGAUUAGGGAAGAUGUGGGCCAAGCCAGAAAAAAAAGAGACGUAGGCAAGCCAUUGGCUUAUUUUCAGCUGAACACAGAUAUAAAGUCAUGUAUGGGUUCAUCAUCAUAGUAAUUGAUUUAAGAUAACCUAUGAAACACUUCAGUACUAAGUUAUCAUUCUCUGACAGUUUACCGGUGCAUCUUGGCCAAAUAAUACCAAGAUUUUCACAGAAAUUAUAAGAGCUGACAAAUUACUAGUAGUCAAUGCUGACAACUUCAAUAGAACACCCCAGGUCAACAAGCCAGUAGAAAUCACAAUAGUGUAUAUCCAGCUGCAUUGAAGAGCAGUUUGUAACUUAUUU